Molecule: messenger RNA, 4495 nt
Organism: Pelobates fuscus (common spadefoot toad)
Lineage: Eukaryota; Metazoa; Chordata; Amphibia; Anura; Pelobatidae
Gene: STAG2
Product: STAG2 cohesin complex component
Exons: 35
Coding region: 324-4148 (1274 amino acids)
Biological process (GO): sister chromatid cohesion
Cellular component (GO): nucleus; chromatin; cohesin complex
Molecular function (GO): chromatin binding
Source: RefSeq, a predicted model, not a curated record
GCGCCUCAUUCGUAUCGGAGUCGCCGUAGAGCAAACAACUCAAGCCGAGCCUGAGCCGCCGCCAAGCUGCCUAUUAUUUGCCAUAUUGGCUCGGAGGAGUGACUAGGCCUCGCGGUCUCCCCUCUUCCCGAGGAGGGUGUUCGCCCGGGGAGUUCGCCGGGACUGUGGGAUUAGCAGCCGGGGCUGUGGGACGAGGCCUUCCCCCCAGGGAGGCGCGCUGUGAGGGAGCCGAGAAGUACAACAGAUUUGGUGAAGUACUUCAGGCAAUAGUCUUAUGAACAAACUAUUCCAGGGACAUUGGUUUUCCAGAAGAUGAUAAAGAAAUGAUAGCAGCUCCAGAAAUACCCACUGACUUCAGUCUCCUCCAACCCCUAGAUACCUCUCUUCAUGAUAUGGGCCCACUUUCUUGCAAUGCAGGACCAAGGGAGACAGAGACACAUUUUUCAUCCGAUACAGACUUUGAUGACCUUGAGGGAAAAAUCCCAAAGCAAGGAAAAGGAAAAAAAGGAAAAAAAGGCCCAAUUGAAAAGGGCAAAUCUUUGAAAGCUGCAGGCCCUAAUUGGAUGAAUGGACAUCAUCCACAAAAUGGUGUAGAGAACAUGAUGCUGUUCGAGGUGGUAAAAAUGGGAAAAAGUGCAAUGCAGUCUGUUGUAGAUGACUGGAUCGAAGCAUAUAAACACAAUAAAGAUGUAGCACUGCUUGAUCUCAUCAACUUCUUUAUUCAGUGUUCAGGAUGUAAAGGUGUUGUCUCUGGAGACAUGUUCCGCCAUAUGCAAAAUUCGGAAAUAAUUAGAAGAAUGACAGAAGAAUUUGACGAGGAUAGUGGAGAUUACCCAUUAACUAUGGCUGGUCCUCAGUGGAAGAAAUUCAAAUACAGUUUUUGUGAGUUCAUUGGAGUCCUGGUUCGCCAAUGUCAAUACAGCAUUAUAUAUGACGAGUACAUGAUGGACACUGUUAUUUCCCUUCUCACUGGACUUUCUGACUCUCAAGUGCGAGCAUUUCGACAUACAAGCACCUUAGCAGCUAUGAAGUUAAUGACCGCGUUGGUUAAUGUGGCCCUUAACUUGAGUAUUAACAUGGACAAUACACAAAGACAGUAUGAGGCGGAAAGAAACAAGAUGAUUGGGAAACGAGCUAAUGACAGACUGGAGCUUUUAUUGCAGAAACGAAAAGAGCUCCAAGAAAACCAAGAUGAAAUCGAAAACAUGAUGAACGCAAUAUUUAAAGGAGUUUUUGUUCACAGAUACCGGGAUGCUAUUGCAGAAAUCAGAGCAAUUUGUAUUGAAGAAAUUGGUGUUUGGAUGAAAAUGUAUAGUGAUGCCUUUCUUAAUGACAGCUACUUAAAAUAUGUUGGCUGGACUAUGCAUGAUAAGCAAGGGGAGGUGCGACUGAAAUGUUUGACAGCUUUGCAAGGACUUUAUUACAAUCGAGAGCUGAACUCCAAACUUGAGCUGUUCACAAGUCGAUUUAAGGAUCGAAUUGUGUCAAUGACUCUGGACAAGGAAUAUGAUGUUGCAGUACAAGCAAUAAAGCUUCUCACACUUGUUUUACAAAGUAGUGAUGAAGUUCUGACUGCUGAAGACUGUGAAAAUGUCUACCAUCUGGUUUAUUCAGCCCAUCGACCAGUAGCUGUUGCAGCUGGAGAGUUCCUUUACAAAAAGCUCUUUAGUUGUCGAGAUCCUGAAGAGGAUGGUAUAAUGAAGAGAAGAGGAAGACUGAGCCCAAAUGCAAACCUUGUUAAAACUUUGGUAUUCUUCUUCUUGGAAAGCGAGUUGCAUGAACAUGCAGCAUACCUUGUGGACAGCAUGUGGGACUGUGCCACUGAACUUCUAAAGGACUGGGAAUGUAUGAACAGCCUCUUGUUAGAUGAUCCAUUGAAUGGAGAGGAGGCACUGACAGACAAACAGGAAAGUGCAUUGAUUGAAAUCAUGCUCUGUACAAUUCGACAAGCUGCUGAGUGCCACCCUCCUGUUGGCAGGGGAACAGGAAAAAGGGUCUUAACUGCAAAAGAAAAGAAAGCACAGUUUGACGACAAGACGCGUAUUACAGAACUCUUUGCAGUAUCACUUCCUCAGUUGUUGGCAAAAUAUUCUGUAGAUGCAGAGAAAGUGACCAACCUGUUGCAAUUGCCCCAGUACUUUGAUUUGGAAAUAUAUACCACAGGACGACUAGAGAAGCAUUUAGAGUCCUUGUUGCGCCAAAUCCGCAAUAUUGUAGAGAAACACACAGACGUAGACGUUUUAGAAGCCUGUUCUAAAACAUACCAUGCACUGUGCAAUGAAGAAUUCACAAUAUUUAACAGAGUGGACAUCGCAAAGAGUCAGUUGAUUGAUGAACUGGCAGAUAAGUUUAACCGCCUACUUGAAGACUUUUUGCAAGAGGAAGAAGAGCCAGAUGAGGAAGAUGCUUACCAGGUUUUGUCUACAUUGAAGAGAAUAACAGCGUUCCACAAUGCCCAUGAUCUCUCAAGGUGGGAUUUAUUCAGUAGCAAUUACAAGCUGUUGAAAACCGGUAUUGAGAAUGGGGACAUGCCAGAGCAGAUUGUUGUCCACGCAUUACAGUGUACUCAUUAUAUCAUUUUAUGGCAACUGGCAAAGAUUUCAGAGGCUGGUGUAACGAAAGAUGAGCUGUUAACCUUGAAGAGACAAAUGAAGGUGUUUUGCCAAAUCUGUCAGCAUUACCUUACCAAUGUGCACCCUGCUGUGAAAGAACAGGCUUUUACCAUUCUCUGUGAUGUUCUGAUGAUCUUUAGCCAUCAGAUUAUGGUUGGAGGUCGGGAAACAUUACAAGCCCUUGUAUACUCCCCAGAUUCAUCCUUGCAGUCAGAGCUACUAAGUUUUAUUUUGGAUCAUGUCUUCAUCGAUCAAGAUGAUGAUAAUAACAGUUCAGAUGGCCAGCAGGACGAUGAAGCAAGUAAAAUUGAAGCUUUGCAUAAAAGACGAAACCUACUUGCUGCUUUCUGCAAGCUAAUAGUUUAUAAUGUUGUUGAAAUGAAUACUGCCGCAGAUAUUUUCAAACAGUAUAUGAGGUACUACAAUGAUUAUGGCGACAUAAUUAAAGAAACAAUGAGCAAAACAAGGCAGAUUGACAAAAUCCAGUGUGCGAAGACGCUUAUACUUAGUUUACAACAGCUCUUCAAUGAAAUGAUCCAGGAACAUGGCUACAACUUUGAUAGAUCGUCGCCAUCAUUCAGCGGUAUCAAAGAGCUUGCUCGACGCUUUGCUUUAACGUUUGGACUUGAUCAGCUGAAAACCAGAGAAGCCAUUGCAAUGUUGCACAAGGAUGGUAUAGAGUUCGCUUUUAAAGAACCCAGUCCGCAAGGUGAUGUCCACCCACCUCUAAAUAUGGCGUUCCUUGAUAUUUUGAGCGAGUUUUCUUCUAAAUUGUUAAGACAAGACAAAAAAACAGUAUAUGCAUAUUUGGAAAAGUUCAUGACAUUUCAAAUGUCUCUCCGAAGAGAGGAUGUGUGGCUACCACUGAUGUCUUACAGAAAUUCUUUAUUAGCUGGGGGUGAUGAUGACACCAUGUCUGUAAUGAGUGGUAUGAGUGGCCGAGGAAGUUCAGUAAGAAGUAAAAAGACAAAACCAGCAACAGGAAAGCGGAAAAUUCCCGAAGCUGAAGAGAGUAGCAGUAGUGAUAGUAUGUGGCUUAACAGGGAGCAAAGCAUGAACACACCAGUCAUGAUGCAAACGCCACAGCUGACGUCCACAAUUAUGAGAGAACCUAAGAGAUUGCGGCCUGAAGAUAGUUACAUGCCAGUCUAUCCAAUGCAGCCUGAGCAUCACCAAACGCCUCUUGAUUACAAUACACAGGUAACGUGGAUGCUUGCUCAACGACAGCAGGAAGAGGUAGCAAGGCAGCAGCAAGAACGAGCAGCUAUGAACUAUGUGAAGUUGAGGUCUAAUCUGCAACAAGCCAUACGGCGUAACACUGGGUUGAUGGAAGAUGAUGAAGAGCCAAUUGUUGAAGACGUAAUGAUGUCAUCAGAGGGGCGAAUUGAAGAUCUUAAUGAGGGCAUGGAUUUUGAUACAAUGGACAUAGAUUUGCCUCCAUCGAAAAACAGGCGGGAAAGAACAGAGCUCAAGCCUGAUUACUUUGACCCUGCUUCAAUCAUGGAUGAAUCUGUUCUUGGGGUAUCAAUGUUUUAAUACAAGUUCAUCAAUCAACUCUGUGGUGAAGUUUUUUUUGUUUUUUGUUUUUUAAAUGGAAGAGGAAGUUUUUAAUGACAAAUUUGUGGUAGAGAACAGUGAAAUUAUGUACAGAUUUUUCUCUAAGGAGAAUAUGACAUGCUUACCAAUAUUAAGUGCAUUGAGGGGCAGUUUUAAUUGCCUAAAAAAAAACUAAAGGACAAGUAAACUGUUUUGAAAGUAAUAAGCUACCUUGUGUUUUGAGGAAAACAUUUUAUUUAUGUAUUUUUAGUUUGGCCAAUUAGGAAAGAAUCCACCAACUUUUUUUAAAUUGUAUUUUAAUAAAAACACCAAUUUAAACCUGUUAA